Cydia pomonella (codling moth) is the source of this 1583-nucleotide messenger RNA. RefSeq lists its product as uncharacterized. Lineage: Eukaryota; Metazoa; Arthropoda; Insecta; Lepidoptera; Tortricidae. Bases 374 to 1462 code for a protein of 362 amino acids. The transcript has 2 exons. The record is from RefSeq and is a predicted model, not a curated record.
AUAUAUAUAUAUAUAAAGAAAUAAGAUUUCUUUGAAUGGACUAUCUAUUAUUGUACAGUCUAUGACUCUGUCGGUAAAGCAGAAGUUCACUUAACAAGAUCCACAGAUGGCGCUGUCACCUCCAUUGCCGGACUGUGUCGGUAAAACAGGACUUGUUCAUUAAAGAUGGCGGAAAGUGUUGUGGUUAUGUUAUGAAGCCAGAGAUAAAUCUAAAUUAUUACUUUGUAUCGUGACGUGGGAAUCGGCAUGCCAAUUAAUAGACUUUAAAUGUCGUUUCUUUGUUUACAGAGCAACACAAUACGUUUAUUUUGGUUGAUUCCUAAUAAGUCCUGAGAAUUGUCUUAUAAAACGACAUUUCUAGUAAAAAAAGAAGAUGGAAAAAUUAAGAUUUACGUUCGCAAUAUUAGCGACGGGCCCGGAAGGAAAAACAAAUACAAUGUGCAUAACCUCAAUCGAGGUACCUGAUGGUCGUGUUUUUGAAGUUCCGGACGAUCUGAAACCUGCCAGUAAACACACGGGUAUAACUACUACGGAAGUAUUUACGAAAGUCAAAAAUUCUCUGAAAAAAAGACAUCAAACACGAAAAUUAUGGAUCCCAUUAACUGAAGGGUUGAGAAAAAUCUACUUGGACGAAGGUGAAAAUGUACAGUUCGGUGACCAAUAUCUAGACGAAAUUAUAAGUGAAACAACACAAUCAACUAAUAAUAGUAAUAACACAGAACCUGUAAGUAAAAAUUUGGGGAAAAUAGCUGAACGGUUUUUACUGGAGAAAUUUUCAGGGAAAACGACAAACGUUGAGCAGUGGAUCAAGGAAUUUGAGAGUGAAUGUAAAAGAUUUGAAAUGGUACAGGAUACAAAAAAAAUUGAAAUGUUAAAACAUUUAAUGGAUAAACAAUGCUUAGAUUGGUACAACAGCAUGGUAAUAAAAUUUACCAUAGAUUCAGACUGGAUGAUUUGGAAAAAUAAUCUAUGUGAGUCAUAUGGAAAUAAAGGCUGGUCUCAGAUUAAAUAUGCAUUUACAUUUAAAUACCAAGCGGGCUCAUUAAUAGAAUAUGCCACAAAGAAGGAAAGGCUACUACUAGAAGUAAAUAAACAGACUGACUCGCAGACAAUGAUUCAUCUCAUCGUAAUGGGUCUACCAGAUUUCAUAAUGGACAAGAUCGAUAAGGGAAAAAUAACAUCCACCACAAGUCUUUACAAUGAACUUGGGAAAUAUGAGCAUAUAAUAAAUAAAAAGACUUACAAUAAAACAAAAAGAAACACCUUUGACGCUAAAGGUGCAGCCGAUAAGAUCAAACCCUGCAAAAUCUGUGAGAAAUUAAACAAAGGUACCCGUUUCCACCCUGAGGAAAAAUGCUGGUUUAAGCAGACAGGGGAUCGUGACAACAAGAAAAAUUACAAGAAUGUGAACAAUGUUGUGCUAGAUGUUGAAUUGAGUGAUGAUGACCAAAAAAACGAGUAAUUACACCAUUGAUUAAAGUCAAACUAAUAUUAAACGAAAAAUUGGAAGUAUUGGGUAUAUAUGAUCCAGGCUCUAAUGUAUCCCUAGUUAAUUCCAAAUUAUUAAAGCUAAAGAAAUCAGA